Molecule: messenger RNA, 762 nt
Organism: Actinia tenebrosa (Australian red waratah sea anemone)
Lineage: Eukaryota; Metazoa; Cnidaria; Anthozoa; Actiniaria; Actiniidae
Source: RefSeq, a predicted model, not a curated record
AGAGUUUUGCACUUCGGAAUUUUCUGAGCAUUCAGUGCCCAUCGAGUGACAAUUGAGUUUAGCUAGUUUACUUGAUUAUUUCUGAUAAACGUUUUAUCAAGAUGUCACAAAAAGAUUCUCCAAUACCGGGAAAUUCGCAUGGGUUAGGAUCACUACCAAAGCGUGCUAAUGUUGGUGAAAAGGAAAUUGAAUUUAUUUCUAAAUGCUACAACGAAUGUAAUAGCAAAGAGUGGCCUGAAAUCCUACAGUACUGCAAAGAAAGAAUCCUAGAGGCACAACUCCCUCAUCAUGUCGUGGCACUCUAUCUGCAGAGCCCACUGGCAAGUCGACUGAUAACCAAAAUGAAGAACAUUUUAAAGAAAAUGUUGGCUUCCCCGACUGAACCAAUAGACUCCAUGAAGUAUGCAGAGAAGAAAACACCUUCCCAGAGAAGACAAGCAGUGAAGGACAAAUAAGAGGGAGGGUAUGUUGCGUUAUCAUCAUGCGAGAGCGAGUUUGAUGAAAAAGAUGACUGCAUUGCCGGUACGAACAAGGUAUCUAAAAAGAGGAAGGUUGACAAUGCAGCAGAAACCCAAGCUGCACAUAAGAAAAUGUGCGAAAAGGCUUUGGAAACGAUGAGUAAAGUAGAUGCCGUUUUAAGCAAGGUGGACAAAUAUCUAGAUAAGAAUAACUAGGCUAUUGAAAAAUGGAAUCAAAUCUUCAGUCUCGACUGUUAUAGCGAGCUGGUAUAUCGUCACUUCUACUAAAAGAUUUGUAAUUUAU